Anoplophora glabripennis (Asian longhorned beetle) is the source of this 2254-nucleotide messenger RNA. RefSeq names its product fatty-acid amide hydrolase 2. Bases 215 to 1798 code for a protein of 527 amino acids. The record is from RefSeq and is a predicted model, not a curated record. The transcript is spliced from 5 exons. Lineage: Eukaryota; Metazoa; Arthropoda; Insecta; Coleoptera; Cerambycidae.
UCAUACAGACGACGGACGAGUGGACGACAAAAGCCAACGUGGUGGGGAAAAAUGUCUCCCAUCAAUUUAACAAUAAUUUUAUGCGGUUAGUUUCGUUGUUCGUAUUCCGCAGUAAUGAAGGCGUAACGCGUUUUUUUCUGUUACAUCCUAAGUGCAGUUAGGGUGACUUGCGACAUUAUCAGUGAGGAUUUACGUGUGCGUUUAAUAAAAAAAAAUGGCUAGAAGUAAUUCUCUUCGCCUGUACGUGAGACAAACUUUGAGGGUGCUGUACGGGAUCGUGGAAGUGUUUUUUCACUGGCUCUUCGGGCUGGUAUACGGGGGCAGUGGCAAGAGCAUGCCCCCCAUAACGGAUCUCUUGCUGCUGGAAUCCGCUUCGUCCAUCGCGUAUAAGAUCAGGACUAGGAAGAUUACGAGCGUGCAGGUGCUGGACUCUUUCAUAGAGAGGAUAGGGGAAGUCAACCCUCUGCUCAACUGCGUGGUGGCCGACCGCUUCGAGCAGGCCAGGAAGGAGGCCCGCGCCGCCGACGAACUCAUCGAGUCCGGCGCCAUCCCUACGGACAAGCUGGCCCAGGAGAAGCCCUUCCUGGGGGUGCCCUUCACCACUAAAGACUGUAUUCCCGUUAAAGGCAUGAUCCACUCUUCGGGGCUGGUGAAGAGGAAGAACAUCAUUGCCGCCGAGGACGCCAAGGUGGUGGCUAGCCUCCGUCGUGCCGGCGCCAUCCCCAUCGCCCUCACCAACGUGUCGGAGUUGUGCAUGUGGUGGGAGAGCGCCAACAACGUUCACGGCAGGUCCAACAACCCCUACAACACCAACCACAUCGUGGGCGGCUCGUCGGGGGGCGAGGGAUGCGCUCAGGCCGCUGCUAUCUCAGCUUUCGGUAUCGGCUCGGACAUCGGCGGCUCCAUCCGCAUGCCGGCCUUCUUCAACGGCGUCUUCGGCCACAAGCCCUCCCCCGGAGCGGUGCCCAACCACGGUCAGUACCCCGAGCCCGUCACCGACGAACAGGCCCGUUUCCUGGGCGUGGGACCGUUGUGCAGGCGUGCCGAGGACCUGCUGCCUCUGCUGAAGGUCAUCGCCGAUCCCAAGCUGAGGCUGGACGAGCCGGUGGACAUCAAGAAGCUGAGGUGGUUCUACCAGGACACCGACGGCGGGUCGUUCUUCGUGUCGCCGGUGACGCAAGACAUCAGGGCGCUGUUCGGGAAGAUCGUCGCCCACCUGCAGAAGGCCCACAGGAUCAAGAUGGCGAAGGUUUCGUACAAGCGUUUCUCCAAGAGCGGCCCCAUGUGGUUCGCCAACAUGAAAUCCCCCAACGGCCCGUCCUUCCAGGAACAGCUGGCCAACCUCGACGGUUCCAUCAACCCCUGGCUGGAACUCGCCAAGUGGACCGUACGACUCUCCGAGCACACCUUCAUCGGCAUCAUGACUUGCCUGGCCGAGAAAGGCGGUUGCUCGUACGGUGACGAGAAAUACGAGUACCUCGUCAAGGAGCGCAACGAGUUCCGCAGGGAACUCCUCGAUCUCUUGGGAGACGACGGGGUGCUUCUGUACCCGACCCACCCCACCGCCGCCCCUUACCACAACGAACCCCUCAUAAAACCGUUUAAUUUCUCGUACACCGCCGUGGUGAACGUCCUGGGGCUGCCCUCCACGCACUGCCCCAUGGGGCUGGACAAGAACGGCCUGCCCGUCGGGGUGCAGGUGAUCGCAGCGGAGGGUAACGACAGGCUGUGUCUCGCCGUGGCAGGGGAGAUCGAGAAGGCCUUCGGGGGAUGGGUCCCCCCCGCCAUUAAAGCCUAGGUUUUUUUUUUAAUUUUUUUUCACGUUUGUGUCGUAACGUUACUAUGCGGGCUGCGGAUUUCCUCGGCAUUAUGUUUGAAGGGCAUUAAAAUGGGUGAUUUAAAAAAUAUAUUGAAGAAUUUACUGGGUGCGUAGCACAAAGUUACGAUGAAAACUAAACGUGCCUUUAUCGCAACGUAGUGCGACAGCAAAGCGAAGUUCUUCUGGAAAUUGUUUUUAUUACAAUUGUUUUUGUAGAAAAUAUAACUUUGGAAAAACCUUUGUUCGAAAACGUGCCGAGGAAAUGUUUGGGUUAUCCUUAAUUUUUUUUUGCGGUAAGACUUACUAAGUCAGUGCUUCUUCGGGAAAAUCUCAGUAGCAAUCUCUUUUUCGUUCAAAAUAUUUCACCCGUCGCACAGUGGGAAAUAUUGGACAAAAUUCUCACUACUCGGCAAUUUUCAUCGUCUCGUCGUGAUU